AGGUUUAAGGUAUCUGUUUAUCUUUCAUGGCUCUUCAUGAAUUCUAUGAUUAAAAGUUAAUUGCUAUGUGAACGUCAUUUUUUAGGAUGAUAAGAUAGAACUGAAGGAAACGCUCCUGAUUCAGCUUGAAGACAACAGGAGACAGAUCGAAUAUCAGUUCCACAACAAUGAACUUAACAACGAUGGAUAUGACGUCAAAACGAUGCCGGUUCGCAAGCUGCGGCGAAGAGCCAACGAUCCGUUGCCAUUCAGCGAAAGAAAGAUGAAAAAAUCGAAUCCGGUUAUCAGUUAUGCUCUGGACGCUUGUAAGAUCGCUGAUGAUCUAAAAAAGAUUUGCAGCAACUCCAGGUUCUCCAAAGCUGACCAUUCCUCCGCCGUUGACUUGCAUAUGAGCGGAGAUUCAGAAACAAGCGAAAAACAAACGGCUUUCGGCAGCGAUGAGAAAAAUGUCACGGAAAGCGACACCAGAAUGACAACAAAUUUAGUUUCGGUAGACGGCGGAAAACUGGUAUAUUCAUCAAAAUGCUACACGCGUGGUCAGCUGGUCACCCUUGAGACGGUAAAUGACGACCCGAAGCCCGUUUUCAUUCAGAGCAUCAGCAUGAAGGAGGUGUGCUUUCGGUCCGCGAAAGAAAAGAAGAAAAUGCUAGUACCAAUAGAGGAACUGCAAAAUGGCAACUACGUCCUCAGGCCAUCGCAAAAUUGA
Messenger RNA from Soboliphyme baturini, 706 nucleotides. The record is from the annotation of a GenBank genome assembly. Lineage: Eukaryota; Metazoa; Nematoda; Enoplea; Dioctophymatida; Soboliphymatidae.